AGCGCAGCGCUGGCGCCGCCCCCAUUUCUCCUCUCUUCCCAUCGCCAUCUCUCCCCCUUUCGCUCUCGCUCGGAGAUCGAAGAGAAGCGGAGGCUCCUGCCCUAGCGCUCGCCGCCUCACCAGCCAUGGCGAUGGCCGCUCGCCUCGUCUCGCGCUCCCGUCAGUUAUAUUCAGCUCAAGCGGCUUUUGUGAAUGGAGGUGCCACUCAAGCUCGUUCCUUCGCCAAGGUCACAGCUUCUGAUCGUCCUCCUGUCAAUGGGGAUGAUCUGCUGAAGGGCAUAUUCUUUGAGGUAAAGAAGAAGUUCGAGACAGCUCUUGGUGUCCUUAAAAAGGAAAAGAUCACUAUUGAUCCAGAUGACCCAGCAGCAGCUGCUCGUUAUGCUGAAGUUAUGAAGACUGUAAGGGAAAAGGCGGGUCUUUUUUCUGAUUCUCAAAGAAUUAAAUAUACUAUUGAGACAUUUACCAACGGCAUCCCUGAUGCACGGACUUACCUGAACACUCUUCAGGAGAUCAGAGUAAAGAGUGGCCUUAUAGAUCAUCUUGGUAUUGAGCCUUUGAUGAUGGAAGCUGUUGAGAAGAUCGAGAAGGACAUUAAGAAGCCACUUUUGAGGAAUGACAAGAAGAACAUGGCCACCCUCAUGGCAGAGUUUGACAAGAUUAACAAAAAGCUUGGCAUUCGGAAGGAGGACCUUCCCAAGAUUGAGGAAGAGCUUGAAUUGGAGAUUGCCAAAAGUGAGCUGACAGAACUUAAGAAGGAUUGCAUUGAAGCGAUGGAGACUCAACUAAAGAGGGAGGAGUUUAAAGAUGAGGAGAUGCCUGAUGUCAAGACGUUGGACAUCAGAAACUUCCUGUAGGCCUGAUCGAUGAUAAUUCUAGUGGCAUUUUGAAUUGCCCGGCCCACCCAUGAUUUUCUUUGGUUUUGGUUCCAAGUUGACCGGUGCUGUAAGCUACACCUCUGAAUGCUGCUGCUCCCUUUUUUGUAAUAAAAACUGCACCGUGGUACAAAGACAUCAACCGUUGUAUUGCUUCUUGCCUCUCCGCCGCUCUAGUGGCUACAUCUACAAUGAGAUGUCCUUGUGUGAUAGUACAUGAACUGAUUGUGAUAGAGGCAUUUAGGCAAUGAUACCUGUUGUUUAACCAUUAUUUUGAUCUGUUUAAUAUCUCUUUAGAGAUUGGUUGUC
This is a messenger RNA of Panicum virgatum (switchgrass), 1181 nucleotides long. Its product is annotated as probable ATP synthase 24 kDa subunit, mitochondrial. The transcript is spliced from 7 exons. NCBI's taxonomy places the organism in Eukaryota, Viridiplantae, Streptophyta, Magnoliopsida, Poales, Poaceae. Bases 126 to 854 code for a protein of 242 amino acids. Gene Ontology annotation, biological process: pollen development. The record is from RefSeq and is a predicted model, not a curated record.